AUGGCGGAUGGCAUUAGACAAGCACUUAUUUCGAGCUUAUUUACGCAAGGCUCGGGCGAGAAACUUAUUGUUCAUGUAAAGACAUACAAAGAUAUUCAGUCGUCCGAUUCCAGCAAAGACAUCAAAGGAACCCCGCGUUAUUUAUGUUUGACCCAGAAAAAGAAUGCCAUUCGACUUUUAAAAGUAAAGAGAAGCCAAAAUGGUACUUUUAGUGUCAGUAAAGCUUGGAGUUUAGAUGACAUUCGACAAAUUCAAAUUGUUGAUGUAAGGUUUUCGAUACCAAUUCAAAAUCAUGCACUCUUAGCUGAUCCAGCAGCUCCAUCUAUGGGCUCAACAAGUAGUAUUACACCAGACAACACUUUUGACGAUAAUCGUGCUAAUAUGACACAAUCACCCGUCGCCCAUGACAAUUCAUAUAGCCCAUCACCCUCCACGAGUACCAGUUUUAAUUAUGCAAACGCACCUUCUCGAUCUGAGCGUGACAGAGCAAGAGAAGCUAAGAGGGAACGAGAGAAGCAAGAGAAACGAGUCGUAGAGGAAAAGCAACGUCAGAAAAAGGCAGAAGAAAUCCAGGAAAAGAUGACAGAGCAAGCUUCUCUAAUGAACGUAGAAGAAUUACUGACCGAUUUUAAUUGGAAAGCAAGUGGUAAUGCCGCUGCGCUUGAAAAGAGAUUAUUGGGCGAAUUGCACGCUUUAGAAGCUGCUAAUGUCCAUGCAAUUAUUCAAUCGGAUGAGCGUGUGCGAUCAAUUGUGGAUCAUAUUGAUAAAUCCUUAGACGAGCUCGAUAGUAUGGAAAGUUGGUUAUCACUUUAUGGUGCAGAGCUCAACAGUAUGGGUGAUGAUAUUCGAGAGAUUGAAACACAAAAUCGAGCACUUCAAAUAUUGAAUUCAAAUCAACACUUUCUCAUAUCCGAACUUGAUGCCUUACUGACAGCCAUCUCUAUACCCCGUAAAUGUCUGGACAGUUUACAAAACGAUCCCAUGGAUACUGUAGAUGAUGUUAUUAAUAUCCAAGAAUCCGCCGAGAUGUUACAAAAAGUGAUCAAAACGAAAUUGGGCGAUGGAUUACAAGAUAUGUCUGCAGUGCAGGAGAGACUCGAGACAUAUAACAUUCAUGGUAACAAAUUCAGUGAACGUAUCUUCAAGUUCUUGAAGGAGCAAUUUGAAUACCAGGCUCAGUUAUACGCUGAAACCAAAGCAAGGUCUUCCCCUACAGGAACUAGAAGGGGCAACAACAGUAUUAUCGUUGCACAGCCUCAUGAACAAAUCGAAGACCAGUUGAUCAAAUACCAAGGAUUUAAUCUUUGGGAAAAGGAAAUGGAACCUAGAAUGUAUAAUGAGUUGCAGAGAUGCUAUGCUCAAGCCAAUGCUCCCUUAUACGAACGUGAUGUUCGAGAAUUGAUUGAUGUUACACGAUCAUUUUAUGCAGCCUUACGUAAAAGAGACGUGGAUGAACUUGAAUACAUUUUUAAGCCUGAAGAAUCUAGACCCGCAAGAGCUUUAGCGUAUGCACCCAAUUUACGAGGUGAUGAUUCAAGACCUCACCGUUACCGUCAUAUGCUUCGAGGAUCUGUCGAGGGUGUUAUUGGAGGAGGAUUUAACGGUGGUACAGGACGUGCUAGUGUAGAUGAGGAUGAAAAGGCAGCAGAUGAUGCUUUUGCUCAAAUGAUUAGUCAAGCCAUUAUGGCUGUAUGCAGAGAGCAAAAUUAUAUGAGUGACUUGUUUGAGCAGACUUUAAACGGCCCCAAGUCUUUCUUGGAAAGAGGGAUGGUUUAUUCACAAGUACCAAACAAGGCAGAUUUGUAUGUCCGUAGAGAUAAGAUUCGAGAUGUCAAGAUGUCUAAAAAGAUUUUGACAUGGAUGGAAAUCAUUUUUGAAACUUUGGAACCAAAUCUUGUAAGUUUAUUGGAAUACGGUGUUAAGAGUGACCCAACUCAAGCAGUCAGUAUGCUUGGUGCCGUUGAAUUCCAACAAGAAAAAUGGGAUGGUUCCGAUCAAGAGUUUAUACUGAGAUUGUGUAAAUCAAUUUUGCAACGUUUAACCAAAAUGUUUGAAAGUUUUAUUGCGGACCAAGUUCGUAUUAUUGAGGAAACGAAGGUCAGCUCCAAGAAACGUAAGGGUAUUUUGUCUUUCUUCAGAACGUUUCCCGUUUUUGCCAUGAGAUUGGAAAUGGCAGCUGUCAAUGUUCAACCCGAAUCCGAAACUCGUGUAACAGUAACGGAGGCAUAUGAAAAAAUCAUUCAAGCAAUGAUGGGAAGUUUAGAAAGUAUUGCUAGAGAAAGUGACCAAACUGGUGACGAUAAGGAACAGUUAAAUGCGACCAUCAUGUAUAUUGAAAAUAUGCAUCAUAUGUAUCACACACUGCGUACAAACAAAUUGCAUGUGCUUGAAAAAUGGAUUAAGCAUGCCAAAACACAGUACGACAAUAGUUUGAACGCAUAUAUUAAGGUUAUUAUUCGCCGCCCACUUGGUAAAUUAUUAGAGUUCUUUGAGGGAGUUGAGAAUAUGACGCAUACAGGCACACCCGAAGAAGUAUCAUUUCACAUGAAUUACAACAAGACACAAUUACGUAGAGUGAUCACCAUGUAUCCUCCCAAAGAAAUUAAGAAAUCGCUGGAGCAAUUAUAUAAGCGUGUUGAUAAGCAUUUCUCAGAAGAAGAAGGUUUACUUCAAGUAGUUUGGCGUGGUAUCCAAGAAGAGUUCAUUCGUCAGCAUGAAAAGAUGGAGGAUUUGAUCCAUAAGUGUUAUUCUGAUGCAGGUGCUCAUUUAGAAUUUACCAUUCAAGAUUUGUUGGGCAUGAUGAGUGAGCUUGCCCGCAAAGUCAACGUAUAA
This is a messenger RNA of Mucor mucedo, 2832 nucleotides long. Its product is annotated as exocyst complex component Sec3-domain-containing protein. NCBI's taxonomy places the organism in Eukaryota, Fungi, Mucoromycota, Mucoromycetes, Mucorales, Mucoraceae. Gene Ontology annotation, molecular function: phosphatidylinositol-4,5-bisphosphate binding. Bases 1 to 2832 code for a protein of 943 amino acids. Gene Ontology annotation, cellular component: plasma membrane; exocyst. Gene Ontology annotation, biological process: Golgi to plasma membrane transport; exocytosis. The transcript is spliced from 15 exons. The record is from RefSeq and is a predicted model, not a curated record.